GUGGUGGGCAGAUAUAGCUGACUAAGACUGUUGUCGAAAAGGUGAGGAGGCACAGAGUGGUGGAACCAGUAGAGACUUCAAGGAGAUUCACAUCACUAUGCUGUGUCCCGUCUAUACUGCCAUGCAGAUAAGUGCUGUAGUGUGUGCGACGAUCUGGGCGGUGUGUAAGGCAGUAGAUCAGCCGCUGCACGAGUUCUCCAUGCAGGACUUUUCCUUGAGGGACCAGGAGCUGGAGGCCCCCCUACAAGUGCGCCGCUACAGACCAAACAUCGAAGUUCCUCCAGAUCAGAUGCGGUAUCAACAACCGUUUCCUUUACAGCAGAAGCAGCUUGUUUCUCCGCACUUCCCUCAGCAACAAAUGCAGUUACAGCAACAAAUACUUUCAGAACAAAAACAGUUGCAAGUUCCUUACGAACAGCUGCAAUUGCAACAAGUUCCUCCCCAACAGAUGCAGUUUCAAGCUCCAUCAGAACAAAUGCAACCUCAAGUUCCUUCAGAAAAGUUGCAGUUCCAAGUUUCUUCAGAGCAAAUGCUCUCACAACAGUCAGUUCCCCCAUACCAGAUGUUCUCAGGCCAGUCAGUUCCUCCACAACAGUCGGUUUCAUCAGAGGAGAUGCAAUCACAAGUUCCCCUCGAACAGAUACCAUCUCAGCGUUUAGUUCCUUCAGAAGAAAUGUGGUCAAAACAACAACUUCCAUCUCUGCAAUCAGCUCCUCUACAACAAUCAGUCCCUCCGCAACAACCAGUUCCUCUACAACAACCAAUACCUCCACGACAACCAGCCCCUCCACAACAGCCAGUUCCUCCCUUCGGCAUUCCAGCCACCUGCAUCUGCUACCCGAUGGUCACCAGUAUCCCUGAAGGUUUUGAGGGCGCUUCAGGUUACCCGUCAGUACCCUACCCGUCUGCACAGAAGAAGCGGGACCUUGAGCUGAGCAGCGACUCUCAGAGCUCGGCCAAGGCCAACGUCAACACGCCCACCUACAUCCAAGUGUUCAAGGAUGACACUCUUGAGCCCGAGACGACGAAAUAUGAGUAAACUGAUAGGCAAGUUAUCGUGUCACUACGAAGUGCACCUCCUGGAGAAUCAUGUACAACUUAACGUUAAAACACAUGAGCUGGGAUAUUAGAGCUCUUAUCUCGCAAACUUCACUGUUUAAAAAUAAAGGAAUCAAAUUUGCGAAGAUUUUAUUUUGAGGGAUUUUUUUUUAUCAAAACUGCAUCUGCAGUGUAUUUGCUAUCCUAGGCUGUGUGACAGUUGCUACAUCAUAUUCCAUCAGGAAAACUUCAGUUUGACUACGGAUGUGAUUGGCAGACUGCUUGAAGUACAAACCAUUACUGAAAUGCUUGAUGAUAUCCUCAUUACCCUACUGAAGUUUCCCAGCUCAGGCUGACAGAUUUUAACACUUUGUAUGAAUCCCAUCCUGCGUGAUGGGAUAUGACAGGGAAACAUAGCUAUCUUUUGUUCCCACUUUGUAAUUAUUAUAUAGCAGCACACUGGUAAUGUAUCUAAUUUUUUCUAAAAAAAAUAUAUGAAGUAAGCUCCACCCGACAUCAACCUGGAGUUAUAACACGAAGCAUACAAGGAGACACUACAAGGUUCAUGCCACAGGAAGACAGCAGUGAGAACUAAGAGUAGCAUUGAACAUAAGAGGCAUCGAAUAGACUCCGAUGCAUCUGUGUAUAUCCAAGAUAUUAUACACGAUUUAUGAGAAUUAGCUGGAAAUGUGUGACGAACAAAAUGUAUACACACAAUCUUUGUUGUGAUUAUAAUAAUGACGCACUUACAUGGAUUACGUUAGUUUAUUAUCUUUAUUGUGUUACCCAUACCCAUGGUGGGGGGGGGUAGUCAGAAGAUACAAAGGUACAUAAUGGGUACAGAGACUGUACCUCAACAUUAAAGAGGCACAUAAUGGGUCCAGAGACUGUACCUCAACAUUAAAGAGGCACAUAAUGGGUCCAGAGACUGUACCUCAACAUUAAAGAGGCACAUAAUGGGUCCAGAGACUGUACCUCAACAUUAAAGAGGCACAUAAUGGGUCCAGAGACUGUACCUCAACAUUAAAGAGGCACAUAAUGGGUCCAGAGACUGUACCUCAACAUUAAAGAGGCACAUAAUGGGUCCAGAGACUGUACCUCAACAUUAAAAAGGCACAUAAUGGGUCCAGAGACUGUACCUCAACAUUAAAGAGGUACUUAAUGGGUCCAAGGACUGGGUUGCAAAGUUUUCACAGCUGAACAAGUUACAGUGGUAAUGAACUACAUACAUGUCUAUAUAUCUGGUUACAAUCAUAAUGAGUUAUUUAUGGAGACAUUAAUUAGGUCACACAAAAAAUUACAAAAACAUUACCUAAUAUUUUAGCAAAGUAUACUUGCAAUAAAAAAAGGUUUAAGUGGUUAUGUGUUAUUUACAGUGAGUAAAAUACUUUGACAUAUCUGAGUAAGUUGUCUCUGAAUUCAUUAAUUUUAUCACAUAAUGUUGACAGUUACUGAUUCAUGGAGUUACAUUACUUUGUCAAGUCUAUACGGCGCUAUUUCCAGUAGUUUUAAUGCAAAUAUAAAUAAGUCCUCCCUCAUUAAUA
Cherax quadricarinatus is the source of this 2582-nucleotide messenger RNA. RefSeq names its product antigen LPMC-61. The record is from RefSeq and is a predicted model, not a curated record. NCBI's taxonomy places the organism in Eukaryota, Metazoa, Arthropoda, Malacostraca, Decapoda, Parastacidae.